AAGAACAGGAAUUGCCCUCUCUUUGUUUGGUGUGUGUGAAGUGCACUUUUCCCUAAUCCCAGCCGUGCUGGAGCCAUGGCCACUGCAAGACCCGCUCUUUCAGCAUGCUCGGGGUACAAAAAAAAUCGCAACCCAGGAGUUUUUUAGUCUUAAUAAACUUAAGCAAUCUGAUAGAAUUGGAUAGAAUCUACCCCGAUAGGGCAUCGCAGUACCUAAUCACAUUUGCUGGUAGAUAACCUUUUUUGGAGAAGACAGACAGUUUCAAUCUCUCUGCAAAAAGCCUAGUUGUACAAGAGAAAUCGAAUUCAGCAACUAACUUUCAGGCGAAAAAACCUUAGGAAGAAGAAGCCAGCGUUACAUUAUGAAGUAGAUUACAUUGUCUGACACGCGGCUUGCUCAACAAUACCUAGUGGCCACAUCAUUUUACAAGCUAUCAUUUUCAUCGGCGUGGUAGUUUUGUUCUCUACUUCUCCGUCGACUUGCACUUAGCCGCAACAUAAAAAUGUCCGCCAGUACGACCGCGCAUCAUCCGUAUUACGGGUUGUUGGUCUCCAAUGCUGCUUUCGAUGCAAACACUGUGCCCGACGACGCUAGCGGGUCGCUCGUUUUCGCAUUCUUUCCGAAAAGUGCAUGGUUUGCGUCUUACGCAAAGGAAUACUCGAGUAAACAUGAAAUCCUCUUGACAACGGAGAAGACAACUAGCACGAAUGCUUCUUCGGCGCCGGCGGACUUUUUUGCAUUGUUGCCAAAAGUACUCCUUAGAAUACUACAUACCCAGUAAUAGUUGGAGGUCCGUCAGUACUUAGCAGCUUUGAAUUAUAGUUCUGAUCGACUUCGUUCCUUCUCAAGAGUUUUUUUUUCCGCAGUCAGCAAAGAAGUAAUUCCAGAAUUGUUCCUGUGUUAACUUUUUAAGAGCAAUUGAGCUACUUCAUCUCAGUCUACUUAUAACUUACUUUCUUGGUUCGUUGUUGUACAGGCUCAUCCUGCGCUGUACAGUGAAUUCGCGUGGCGUAGUUUGAGUGCGCUGCCUGCAGUUCGUCCUGGUUUCGAUUUCGCUGUGCUACCUGACUGGCCAGCUGUGCGCGAAUAUGUGGACGCGUUUCACAGCUCCCUGUCGAAGAGCUCUUCUGUCAUGUUUGUGGACCUUCCACUGCCGUCAUCUACUGCUCCGUCGAGAGGGACGCCCUUUUUCGAAAAGGCUUGGGCACACGUGGUCGCGCAAAUCGAUUCGCAUUUGAUGACGAACGCGGCAAGUAGUGAGUCUUCCGCCAUUUACCACUUGUACCCGAUGUUUUGCGAGGACGCACUGGGAGAACUGUGGGACCCUCGUGUGACCACUUUUAGCGAUGGAGUAUCGAAACGAAUCGGCUCGAUGAUUGGCGAUCGCGAAAACUUGGAUGGUAAAGGCCGCGUGCGACCGGUUUGUUGUGCAGAGGCGAAGUCGUGGCUGCAGCCGCCUCUCGAGUUGGCGACUUGUGGUGGACCUCAAAAAAUCCCUCGGGUAGGUGUUGCAGCGUCAAUGUCUACCGCAACAACUACCGCGGGCUGUUUGUCGAUCAUCGAAUCCUCACAGGGAGAAGCCUUUCAGGAAGGAUGCGGCACGGAAAGCGAGUCACCCGAAAAUAACUCUAACCGCGGGUCUCCUGUGAUUUCUGCAGAGCGACUAACUCCGCUCUCGUCGCCUGCCUCCACGCUUCCUGCGAAUAUCGCCACAAGUGAGGCCGAGCAGUGUGCUCUGGGUGUAAAAAGCUUCUACUUCAUAUUCUUUUCAACUUGGUUUACAAUAAUAGCAUAUACAGAGUAGUUUAUAGCACGCAUGGCGCAUGGAGUAGCAUGGAGUGCAUGGAGCGCAGAGCUUUAAGGGGCGCAAGAAGCUCCCCGCCCUUUAGCUCCAUGCUACUCCAUGUGAUCCAUGCACUCCAUGCCAUGCGAGCUGUGAAACCUCAUAAAUUUCUCUGGCAUAAUCAUCUCUACUUUUUGAGGGUUCCCUCUUGCACGAAGAACCAGAUUAGAGGACGACCUUGCAACGUAAGGGAACCACAUAACCUCAGACUAUUUAUUCCGCCAUCGAAUUGAUAAAGAUGACAUGAUGGAGAGAUAGACAGUAGUAGUCUGAGUGACCACUGUUAAUUUUUCCCUUUGGAGGAGGAUCAAACAGAUAGGCUUCUAGAUUGGAUCAAUCAUCAUCAAUCAUCAUCAAUCAUCAUCAAUCAUCAUCAAUCCUCAUCAAUCAUCAUCAAUCAUCAUCAAUCAUCAUCACCACUUCACGCAGGUUGUUGCUCCUGAAGAGGAAGAGAAGCCUUUAACGGAGAAAGCUUUGCGGAAUCAUGAUAAAGGCUCGAAGCUGAUAGUGUCGGAAAAGCAACAACUUUCGAGCGCGAGUGUACUAGCAACAUCACCAAACUCUUGUUACCCCAGCGCUGUUUCGAGUGGUACCUGCAUCGGGAAUGCAAAUCCUCCGAACGGGUUUCGAUGCAGUGGUUACGCAGCAGUGCGUGAAGCUGUAAGAAUUCUCACGGAAGUGGAAAAGCGUGACGCCAUUCUGAAAUUGGCGAAGGGACGCGGUGGCGUCGGCAUCCUCCCGUAUGUGACUCUUGAAAAACUCGAGAAAGACAAAAUGAAGUUUGGCUUCCAUGACUUGGAAGACGAUAGGAGAGGUGAGACGCCAGUUUUGAAUAAAAACUGUCCUCAACUAAUUCCCUCAUUUGCAUGAAUUCCUUCUCUUCAUCGUCUCUCCGAGAUCGCCGUCACUUUGCGAAAAGACCAGACAGCUUCUCAAGCUUUAGAUGGCAUUGCCAUUCACAUGCGGGAAAACAUCUCUGAGAGAGUACUGAAAUGUCGGGAGUAAAUUUGGCGGCUCGACUAAACAUUAAGUGAUAAUGUAAACGACACUGAUAAUUCGCCACAAAAAGAGUCUAACUAUAAAAAUGAAGAAACUUGUGAAACAAACACAGUACAGAAAGACGGUGACGAAUUCAUUGUAAAUUUCAUAUGCAGGUGAACAGCUUUCGGGCGAAAUCGAAGAUGCAGCGUUGUACAUAGUAGAAGAGAUGUUGGCCGGUGUGACGAGCUCCCCAACGCUGUACAUGCUCGGUAACAUCGCGAUGCUGCCGCUAGCGGAGCAGGUGUUCGCGCCAAAUAGCAAGACUAUCAAUGUCGGCAACUACUUUCCCGCGCGCACGCGCAGCAUUCUGGAAGGAGAGCAAGCAAGCUGCGUUGCUCAGGCGGAGGACCUCCAGAGGUACUGGCACUUUCAAAACGUGUGGAAUCUCGACUACGUAACAACCACCUCCAACAGCACCAUUGGCGAAGGCUUUUCGAGGAACAGCCGGUCUUUCGUGGUUGACGUAAAUUGCGGCCGAGUGCCUGGAAAUCUUGCCGCUCGACUCUUCCUUGCCCGCAACUACGAAAAGUCAGCACAGCAGGGCUCUCUGACAACUCUUCUUCCAAGGGAAUACAGCCACGACGUAUGGAACAACUACCCGAUUUGCACACUCUCCAUGGGAGUAAAAACCCGCGCAGACAACAUGCACGCGCUGGCACUAGCGACCGCACUGCAAGACGCAGAUUUCCAAAUUCUUAACGACACAACUGACUGGGGAAAUGGCACAACAGCGAAAGACGGUCUUUUGCUGCUCUACUACGUACCGGGGGACUGGUAAUAAUCAUUUUAUAUAUAGAUUAGUUUUUGAAUUUUGUUUGACUGUCUCUUCCAGUUCGGGUUGUGAUCGUGCCUGAAUAAUACACGUUUCAAAAAGCGGAAGCUACGUUCUUCUCUUGGAAUUAACGGAGACUAGAUGUGGAUGCCACUUGUUGGGAGCAGCAUCAUGAUCACCGUCUUCCUUUCUUGUUUGUGAGCUGCAGUCCAACUAAAGCCACUUGUGUUUCGUAGCACUUGCUCCUUUACCUUCGCCAAAAGGUUAAAUGCAACGCUGGUCGUGGGCAAAAGUGCUGGCGCAGGAGGCUGGGACGAGGUAGACCAGAUGGAGAAGAAAUUUGUGGCCCUUCUUUCAUCCCUCGGCUUCGACGUUGACGCGGACGUCGAGAUUAUCACUGAAAUGUAAAAGCGAGCUACAGACUGCAGUGCGUGACUGUUUUGCUAUGCUGUUUGGCUGAUCUCAAGACUGCUUGGCUUAACCGCUACGACCACUGCUGCUAUGAGAAGACACUCUUAAACACAAGAUAAAAAGGACGAUUGGAUAUUUCGUUGUAGAAUACAGCCAGAACUUCCAUGUAAUAUUGCCUCAACAACAUGAUCUGCGCAUUGAAGUUGAGAGAUUGUCACCGAAAUUGUCGCGCACGAGAGAAUUGCUCCACUUCCAAUAUCAACAUUCUUGCAAAUCAUAUUCUAUACUACACAGGCUCGCUCACACUCGGCUCCUCCUGACACGAUCAUGCGUAGUGCGGUGGCACACGCAAUUGUAUAUGUUAAUAGUCGUUCUUAUGGUAUUAAGAAACUAGUUGAAGUGUUAUAUUUUUGUAUUAUGUCCUUGCUUUGCAGUAGCAAAAAGUAGAUGCUUUCCAAGUUCGAAGCGUCUUCUUAUUUGUGACUUCAGAGAAGUCAGGCUCAGGAUGUAGAGCACAUUGCAAUAUGACAUGGCUACAUGCUUAAGCGGAUUGAAGAUAGCGGUCAACCGAUCGCGCUUCCGUAGAAACCAAGUUAUAACUUUUUUUGCUGCGUUACCCUGCAUCAAGCGGGCUUUCGCUGUUCCGAAAGCACUUGAUCUGGUAUAGGCAACGGCAAAAAUUUAGUAUGCUACCUGGCCGUCUUGCUGCAGGCUUCCCGAUGAGGAAAGAGUUCGACAAUGUAGUCUAGGAACCGAAAAAAGCCGCAUUGGCCAUGAUGAGUGAGUGAAUACGUGCCGCGAUAUCCCAGCAACAAGUGUCAAGUCGUGUUCUCGAAGUGAAGUAAUGAAGAUGCACCAGACACAGAGACUCAAAGACGGUGUUCCGGACGCGUAGCUGAAAACAUUGAAACUUUAGUUGAGGCAUAGUUCUAGUUGUACUUUAUUACCGAUCCUGCGACCAUGGUGGUUAUCACUAACAAACAAACAGCGUGAUCCAAAAUCGGGGCAGGGAGAUGCUCCUCCCAGAUGCUUUUUUUGUGUGAAACCAAGGAUGCUUUUUUGUUUGAAAUGCUCUCAGACCUUGUCUCUAGCUACGGCCAUUAUGAACGAUGGCAACAGAGACUUCAGCGUGCGUCAAGAGUUACACGGUAACGCACUCAAGA
Molecule: messenger RNA, 5230 nt
Organism: Amoebophrya sp. A25
Lineage: Eukaryota; Dinophyceae; Syndiniales; Amoebophryaceae
Source: the annotation of a GenBank genome assembly